Ananas comosus (pineapple) is the source of this 2782-nucleotide messenger RNA. RefSeq names its product phospholipase A-2-activating protein. Bases 68 to 2236 code for a protein of 722 amino acids. Lineage: Eukaryota; Viridiplantae; Streptophyta; Magnoliopsida; Poales; Bromeliaceae. Gene Ontology annotation, biological process: ubiquitin recycling; proteasome-mediated ubiquitin-dependent protein catabolic process. Gene Ontology annotation, cellular component: nucleus; cytoplasm. The transcript is spliced from 22 exons. The record is from RefSeq and is a predicted model, not a curated record. Gene Ontology annotation, molecular function: ubiquitin binding.
UCCCGUUUCCGAAAGGUUCGUUCUCGUCGUCUCCUAGAUUUUCUUAAACCCUGCACGAGUGCGAGAAAUGGCGCUCGACAGUGGCGAAUUCCGCCUGAGCUGCGAGCUCCGAGGCCACGAAGACGACGUUCGUGGAAUCUGCAUCUGCGGCGAUGUGGGGAUCGCGACGUCGUCGAGGGAUCGGACGGUUAGGUUCUGGGCGCCGGAUCCGGAUAAGAAGAACGGAUACGUGCUCUCCAAGACAUUGGCGGGCCAUUCCAGUUUCGUGGGGCCCCUGGUGUGGCUUCCUCCGUCGGAUCGUUUCCCGGAGGGCGCGAUCGCAUCCGGCGGGAUGGAUACGCUCGUCUUGCUCUCGGAUUUGCGUACCGGGCAGGUUGUGGAGACGAUGAGGGGCCAUCAGUAUCAAGUCACUGGUCUUGCUUUGGAUGACAAUGGCGACAUUAUCUCCUCAUCGAUGGACUGUACAAUAAGGAGGUGGAGGAAAGGCCAGGCGGUUGAGUUUUGGGAAGCUCAUCAGGUGGCUGUUCAGGCAGUUAUUAAACUUCCCUCUGGCGAGUUUGUUACUGGUUCAAGUGACAGUACUAUGAAACUUUGGAAGGGAAGGACUUGCCUGCACACUUUUGUGGGACAUGCAGAUACUGUUCGAGGUCUAGCUCUUUUACCUGGAGUUGGUAUUCUCUCUGCCUCACAUGAUUGCUCAAUUAAGCUAUGGACACUGACUGGUCAGAUACUGAUGGAGAUGAUGGGUCAUACUUCUCUGGUAUAUUCUGUGGCUGCACAUUCUUCUGGCCUUGUUGCUAGUGGGAGUGAAGAUUGCUUCCUCAAAAUAUGGAGAGAUGGGGUGUGUGUUCAAAGCAUUGAACACCCUGCUUGUGUUUGGGAUGUGAAGUUCUUGGAAAAUGGAGAUGUUGUGACAGCAUGUUCUGAUGGAGCUGUUCGGAUAUGGACAUCACAUGGCGAUCGGAUCUCUGAUCCACAUGCACUUGAAGCUUAUGCAGUUGAGCUUUCUCAAUACAAAAACAGCAGGAAGAAAGUUGGUGGCUUGAAACUGAUGGAUCUUCCUGGGUUAGAGGCUUUGCAAGUUCCAGGUACCAUCAAUGGACAGACAAUAGUUAUUAGAGAAGGAGACAAUGGUGUGGCUUAUUCGUGGAAUUCUCAAGAGCUGAAGUGGGAGAAAAUUGGUGAAGUUGUUGAUGGGCCUGGAGACACUGGGAACGGUCAAGUUAGUGAUGGUGUUCGAUAUGAUUAUGUGUUCGAUGUUGAUAUUGGAGAUGGUGAGCCAAUUCGCAAAUUGCCAUAUAAUCUAUCAGAUAAUCCAUAUGCUGUUGCUGACAAGUGGCUUCUCAAAGAAAAUCUGCCACUUUCGUAUCGCCAACAAGUAGUAGAGUUUAUACUGCAGAAUACUGGGCAAAGAAAUUCUGUUCCAGAUCCAUCAUUGCGGGAUCCUUUUACUGGAUCUAGCGCCUAUAUACCUGGGGAACCUUCAUUUUCAACAGUUAGUGCUCCGAAACCAACUUUCAAACAUAUUCCGAAGAAAGGGAUGCUCUUGUUUGACUCGGCCCAGUUUGAUGGAAUUCUAAAGAAAAUAUCUGAAUUCAACACCAAACUACAAUCUAACAUGGAGCAGAAACCAUUGUCUUUGUCAGAGCUCGAGUUGUCAAGAUUGGCUGCCAUUGUACAAGUAUUGAAAGAUACAUCACACUAUCAUUCCAGUAGUUUUGCGGAUGCUGACAUUACUUUGUUGUUUAAUUUGCUGAAGUCCUGGCCUCUUGCGAUGAUGUUUCCCGUUAUAGAUACUUUAAGGAUGUUUAUCUUGCAUCCUGAUGGAGCUAGUUUACUUCUCAAGCACAUUGAGAGCGGAAAUGAUGUGCUGAUGGAGACAUUCAAGAAGGCCAUGAUGAGUCCUGUACAACCUGCUAAUAUAUUAACUAUCAUUCGAGCUGUUACUAACCUUUUCAGGCAUUCAUUUUUCUUCCCGUGGUUACAAUCCCAUUGUAGUGAGAUUCUGGAUGGACUGUCUAAUUGCGUUCCAACUUUUAACAAGAAUGCACAUUUAUCAUAUGCGACACUAAUACUAAAUUAUUCUGUGCUUUUGAGUGAAUUGAAGGAUAAAGACGGUCAGGCUCAAGUGCUCUCUGCAGCUCUUGAAAUUGCAGAAGAUGCGAAUCAAGAUGCUGACUCAAGAUUUCGAGCACUGGUGGCGAUUGGAUCUCUUAUGCGGAAUAAUAGAUGCUAGUAGGUCUUAUGAAGCCGAUUGCCAUUGAUUUUGAUGUUCAAAGUAUCGCUAAAGCUGCCAAAGGUUCGAAGGAGUCGAAGAUUGCUGAAGUGGGGGCUGACAUUGAGCUUAUACUAAAGGCGACAUAAAAGUAAAAGUAAAUCUGUUGGCGUGUGAUGUAACUUCAACCUUUUCCUCAAUUUCUCCUCCUUGUUGUUUACUGGUUUUCUCGAGGCCGCUUUCGUACGAAUCUGUGCCUGUAUUGCCUAAUAUCUACUCUGAACGACAUAUGUCAUUCUUAUUGACGGAUUAUUACUUAAACAAAUAGCACAAGGAGUGAGAAUGGAAUAUUACUGAAACAAAUAGCACUAGGAACAAGAAGAAUAGAAUGGCAGGCCAAGACAGAAGCUCCUAAUGCUGAUCAAGCAGCCAUUGUAAAUGGUCGUAUCGGAUGGUUGAGGUUGUGAGAUCGCUGAACUAAUGUGCGAUUAAUUCUGGAUGCUGGUUAGUGAAGAACAAAUUCUUUUUGAGAAAAUUGAAUAUAAGUAUAACAUGCUUGCUGUGUAC